Pangasianodon hypophthalmus (striped catfish) is the source of this 2710-nucleotide messenger RNA. RefSeq names its product evC complex member EVC (gene evc). Gene Ontology annotation, biological process: smoothened signaling pathway. The coding region runs from base 109 to 2640 and encodes 843 amino acids. The record is from RefSeq and is a predicted model, not a curated record. The transcript is spliced from 22 exons. Lineage: Eukaryota; Metazoa; Chordata; Actinopteri; Siluriformes; Pangasiidae.
AAAAGUGGAUUCUGUUUUUGUGCGGCGAAGAAGAGGAGACAUCCUAAAAUCUCUGUGCGCGCGAUGCUGUUGGUUUAAUGAGGCUGGAUUAAAUACACACGCAUUAGGAUGGAGUGCUCGGGCGAUGUGCUUCUGCAGCAAGCAGAGUGUGUGUCUCUCCACUCGGGUGUGUUGUUGGGAGGUGUGUGUUCAGGACUGCUGCUGGGAAUGAUCGCUGCCGUACUUAUACACACACUCCUCUUUAAACCCUACUGUCUGUUUGCAAAGUCUAAAGGUGACCCGUGGAGCCUUAUGGAUGUGGAUGAGAGAGACGAUGAAAAGGAGCAGGAUGGCGUGGGAAGGAACAUAGAGCCUGCUGAAACAGUGAGCCACACAGACAGCCCUGUGAUCAAUGACGUCAGUGCGUUUGCGCUGAAGGCGAGGGUGGUCUAUCCCAUCAAUCAGAGAUACAGACCAUUAGCAGAUGGAGCCUCGGAUCCCUCACCCCAUGACUCCACCUCCUCAUCUUCUGAUUGGCCGGAUGAGAGCGGAGAUGAGGAUGAGAGCGUUUCGUCUGGUCCCGCCCACAAUACACAUGCGAACCUCACGUUCAGGAGAGCGCAACACUAUGCACACACACUUUCCUUCCCUGAUGAUGAGAGGAGACUCAGUCUGCUGUGUGUGACGCUACAGAACCUUCAUCAACAUAUGGCUCAGUUACAGAAGGAACAGUGGGGGAUUUUCCUCCAGAUUGUACAAGCUCUGCUCAGCACAGAGGAUCGACUCAUACAGCAGCAAGAGAAGGAAUUAGAGAAGUUGAAAAAGGAAUCAUCUUCUGGACUGGACAGAUCCAAGAUGGGGGCGGAGCCAAUCUGUUCCAUAGAAGAAGUGGAAACGGCAGGAAGAGAGAAACUGGAACACACACUGCAUAUGGCUCUGAGUUUUGCUAAACAGUUGGAGCGGCUUUGUCAACAUUUCCAUAGCAGCAAGCCAAAUGAUGUCACACAGGAAGUGACACAUACACUAGUCAACUGCCUGCUGCUGGUGGAAAAGCAGCUGAAAGACAUUCAUUCCAAUAUCAUUCAGACGCUGUGGGACAGGCAGCAGUGGUGGGAGGAGUUAUCUGGUUGGCUAAGAAUUAGGACUGCUAUAAUGAGGCAGGAGGCGGAGCUUAUAAUACAGCUCACCAGCCAAUCAGUGGAGGAGCUGACGGCUGAUGGACAGCUGGAGUUUGAUAACAUGGAGAAGCUGAUCAGUGAGCUGCAGAGUGUGACAAGCAAUGAGCUGCAGCGCUACACUGAAAAAGUCACAGAUCACACUCUGCAGCUGGUCAGUGAUCACUGUAGGAAGACCGAUGUGAGGAUGAGGAAGAUGAUAAAGGCUCAGAGCAGAGAGAGUCACAUGAUCCAAUCACAUGAUCAUCAAGAUGCUCAGCAGGUUGCCAAGCUGAUGGCAGAGCUGAGGUUAAAACACUGGACGCAGAGACAAGAGUUUGAGCUACAGCAAGACAGGAGCGUGUCCGAUGCUGUGUGUGACCUGUGGAAGAAAUUGUUCUGUAAUUUUUCGGAAAGAAUCAGGAUGUUGUGGCGAGAAUGUGUUGUGAGCAUGCUUACUACAAGCUCCGCCCUUUCUGAGGAACACAGCUGCACACUUCUUAACAACAUGGAGCUUAAUUUGACCAAUCAAAUGCAGCAGAAGGAGAGCCACGCCCACCAACAGCUGCAGAUGCUCAGAGAGCAGCUGGCGCAAAGCAAACAGAUUUGGGCUGAACAGGAAGCAUUAGCUACUGCUGCAGUUAAUCAUCUAGGCAACCAGAACAUGAAGGUUACUGUAGCAGUGAUUACCAGGCAGAAAGACCUAAGGGACAGUGUUGCAGUGAUUGAGGGAAAACAGCGCCUCCUGCUGUCAGACCUCCAGCACCACUUAACAACUCAACACUUCUAUAACACAACACUGAGAGAGAUGACGGCUACACAGCUCUCAGACACAGACACACAGAGCCUCCAGCAGGAGCUCCUCUCAGACCUCGAAACAGCCUCUGAGCUCCUCCGAAGCCACGCCCAGUUUCUGAUUGGCCACGCCCUCGCCCACAAUGUUCGACUGCGAUUGGUCGCUUCAGUACCCUCUGACAAGACACCAGCUGAUGAUGGACAGAAGGUGCAGCUGAUGAAGGCGCUGUGUGACAGUAUGUGCGUUUCGCAUGACUCUCUUAACACUCUCAUAAAGAACUACUGCUCUCACCUUCAAACGGUCGUCACGGCAACGCAGCUCCGCCCACCACAACAACACUCACAGUUGAGAGAGAGAUGGCAGAAGACAGCGGAGUGUGUGAGAUCUCUACAGAGGGAGCUCAACCACUGGGCUAGAAAACCGCACUCAGCCGAGUUCUACAGGAGAGUCGAGCAGCAGAAGCAACGUUUUCUCUCUCACUGUGAGGAGGAGUGUGUGUGUGACAGGGUAGACCUGCAGCACCAGACACAAACCAUCAGUCAGGAGCUUCAGAAAGAAGAGGAGAGUUUCCUGUCUCGACUGGCAGCUCUAACAAGAGUUCCUACGACAAACACACAAACAAAUAGACAUGCAGGUGCAGAGCAGAGUGUAGUGCCACUGAAGUGCAGAGAGAACCAUCUGUAUUCCACACUGCCCACUGCAGCAGACUGAUAAGCAGUACGGCCUGACGAGAGACUGCAGUCUUGACCUGUGUUUUUUUUUUUAAUAAAGUUUUUUUGAA